AACGUUUCCACCAAUUUCUUGCGCAUCAAGAGAUCCUCCGCUCCAUAAAUAUACAUGAAUCCACGCCUCAACACUACACUGCAGCUGCAACGCUUGAAGAAACAAGCUACUCUUAUCGAUUACCGUCUACCGAUCAUCCGAACCAAGAGAAAAGAAGAGCAACUUAAUCAAUGGCGAGGCACCAGGCCGACCUUGUCAGGUGCGCGCGGCUGCCGGGCGUUACCGCUGGCCGCGUCUGCGCCGCGCACGACGGCCGGUGCGUGGCGUGUGACUCCAUGGUGCGGCCCGUCGCGCUCGCCCGCGUCUGCGACGGCUGUGGGCAGCGCGGCGGAGGCGAGAGGUGCGUGGUGUGCCGCGCCGGAGGAGUGGCAGACGCGUGCUACUGCAAGGGGUGCGUGCAGAUGGAGAAGGACCGGGACGGCUGCCCGGCUGUCGUCAACGUCGGGGAGGCGGGGACGGACGCAUUCUACGAGCGGAACAAGUACGGCUUGAUCAAAUGACAUGAUUGGUACCUGCUCGUUCCACAAAUCGAACUAUCAUGCUAUAUAUAGCUAUAUAUGUGAUUUGUUACCCAACACAUGUUGUACGAUCUUUCGUAUUUUGUUUUUAAAAGCAUUACAGUUUGCAUAAAAUACAUGUACCAAAGGGCCAAAUCAUCUUGCGGAUUAUUUAGUGGGAAUGUUCAUGCGACAAA
This is a messenger RNA of Lolium perenne, 694 nucleotides long. RefSeq names its product PHD finger-like domain-containing protein 5A. Lineage: Eukaryota; Viridiplantae; Streptophyta; Magnoliopsida; Poales; Poaceae. Gene Ontology annotation, biological process: mRNA splicing, via spliceosome. The record is from RefSeq and is a predicted model, not a curated record.